AUGGACAAUAACCUGCCAGAAGAGGUGGAAGCUUACCUCGAGGAAAUGGUCCAGCGUCUUACCGAUUACCUGAAAGACCAGCUUGUCGGGGUGUAUCUAUUCGGUUCAGCCAGUUAUGGUGCCUACGAGUCUGGCCUCAGCGACCUUGACGUACAGGCUAUAGUGAAGGAUCCGCUUGACACUGUUGAGAAGCAGGCAGUCAUAUCCCGUUUGAACCAGGAAGCCUUGCCUUGCCCGGCUACCAAACUCGAGUUUGUGGUCUAUGCUCAAAGCGCUGUGGAUCCGGCCAGCUGUCACCCUCGGUUCGAACUUAAUUUGAACACAGGACUUCACCAACCCGAUCAUAUCAGCCUUGAUCCCGCUAACGAGUCAAGCCACUGGUUUUUGCUCGAUAUUGCUAUGGGGCGCGAACUUGGCCGUAAUCUGUACGGUCCUGAUAAGACCGUCGCUUUCGGCACUAUCCCCCGACACUGGGCUUUAGAAGCAAUCGCGAAUUCGCUCGAUUGGCACCAAGCAAACGAACUCAACUCGGUCAACAGCGUUCUCAACGCCUGCCGAGGCUGGCGAUUCAUUGUCACAGGUGAAUUUUCUUCGAAAUUGGACGGGGCCAAAUGGGCCAUGCAACAACAGGGCUGUCCGGACAUUGUUAGCCGUGCCAUUGCAGCCCGCAAAACAGGGGACGAACUCCCUGCGGCCCAGGUAAUGACGCUUUACCAUAUUGUUAUGACGGCCAACCGUGCCGAACUCUCAACAGAUGUUAAAUGA
Messenger RNA from Penicillium alfredii, 765 nucleotides. RefSeq lists its product as uncharacterized. Lineage: Eukaryota; Fungi; Ascomycota; Eurotiomycetes; Eurotiales; Aspergillaceae. The record is from RefSeq and is a predicted model, not a curated record. The transcript has a single exon. Bases 1 to 765 code for a protein of 254 amino acids.